AGGUAUUUGAAGUGCAUUAGAACAAUCAUGUUACUCCAAACAAUUCCUUAUAUUGCUAUGUUACGUUAUAUAAUGUGCACCGCAAACAAUACGCAAUAAUGUUGUUUUCUUUUUGUAAUGACAUGCCUCACGCCACGAGUAAUGUGGAAGGGUGUUUCCUGAACAAUAAAGAACAUUAAACGACCAUCAUAGAAGAUCGCACUGUCCCGUGAAGCCAUAACGAGACGUGUUAAUACAUAGUUAAAGUGAUGAUCUCGUUCUGUCUUCACAGAAUGUCCGUGUCGUGGUCCCUUGAUUGUUUUGUUAAUUACAUGUUUCUUUUCCGGAGAUCGUGCAGGUAUCGCGCACUUACCUGCAUGGCUCUGAAUUUACUUGAACACGGAUAAUGAUGGAAGUUUUUGCUGUGGUAGGAUUUUUGUAUAUAUUUGUAUCAUUUUAUAUAGGAUCCGCACAAAAAUCCUGUUCGUCGAAUUACAUGAAUAUCUCGCAAAUAUGUGUACCUGGACAUACUUCUGGCGAAAUGGUAAUGCUUGACUUUUCUCCAUUUGAAACCUCUGGAGCGCCCUCUUGCGACUGCAGCGUAUACGUUACAUCCGGAAAUCGUCUGGAAUUUAAUUACGUCUUUUCGCCGGGUUACUACGGAUGUGGUUCUGUUAUAACGAUAAAUCAUCGGACUACGUCCACAAUCCGAUGCCUGCAGGGUGCGGAAUCAUUGACUGUAACGCCGGGGGAUUCCGUCACGGUUCAGAUAUUUCGGGAAAGGGAAACAUUUGAUUCAAAAUAUUGCUACUUGUUACGCUCUUAUCAAGUCAGUGGACUUGAGAGAAUUCCCGGAUCUAUUAUUGUUGUUUGCAAUCAUCCAUCAUUACCUUCUACCACGGUGCAAACCACAAUAGUAACAGAACACCCCCCUGCAGUCACCACCACCACAACCACCACCACCAAUAUAGUUUCAUCUCAAACAGAAGAUGAUUUAUCAUCUACUGGAAUUCACAAUGGAUUUACAAUAAAUACGAUAAACUUCACCGGAACAGCUUUAAUUACGAAAUCGGAAGACAAAGAGGUUUCCACAUCGUACAAUUAUACAGGGACGACCGUAACAGAAACACAGCACAUUGAAAACAGGCAACUGGCCCACUUUCCGUGGGAGAUAAUCACACCUCUCAGUAUUAUAAUAUUCGUCCUCAUUGUCGUCGCCGUCAUCAUCCUUAAGGUCAGACGAAGUCGGUACCUUAAAUCCACAUAUAUACCGGCCGAGUCCAGGGCGACAAGCUGGGCCUUUAAUCAGCCUUCUCUAAACGUAUCCUCUCCGAAAAAACCCUCAAGUUUGAAAACCAAUGUCGAGAAGACUGACAGUGGCGUCUACUCCACACUUGGGGAAAACGACAAACGUUCAACUGAAUCAGUUCACAAAGCGGCAGAGAAAUACUACCGAGAAGUCAGCAUUGAUCAAGCCAUUGUUGAAAAUGAGGCAAAAACACAACGAGAACAGAGAAAAGAAGGAUUAGAUAACGCUGGAUUCGUUGAGGGAGAAGUAGAUUGCAAUGUGGAAAGGUCAAAGGAUAUACCUUCGGGAGGAUCUUCUGAAAGUGACAUUUCGAAUUUUAUUAGUAAAAUGUAUGUCACGGAUACUGAAAACCAAAAUUAUUUUCUUGAAUAUAAGGACAAAACUACAUGUAAUUCCAAAGAGGGAAAUGAUUCACAUGCAAAUAGUGUAGUGUCUGAACAGGUUCCACAGACUUCCGAAAAGCAAUUGCAAGAGGAACAUCCCCAACUUCCUAUCGACACUGGAUAUGUUAUCAUUGAUGUUCUGGCUAGCAUCUAGUGUCACCAAUCUUUAUGCCAAAAGAAACACUGCACGCUUGCCUUUGUGAUGUUGAUUACCUAAGUAUACCAUGCCCACCUAGAGAGAGACUGGUGUAAUGUAGCUUGUUGAAUGUUGCUCAUGUAAAUUAAAAUCAAUUUGUGAAUUAAACCUUAACAAUGAAA
Molecule: messenger RNA, 1989 nt
Organism: Saccostrea echinata
Lineage: Eukaryota; Metazoa; Mollusca; Bivalvia; Ostreida; Ostreidae
Exons: 6
Coding region: 386-1825 (479 amino acids)
Source: RefSeq, a predicted model, not a curated record